UCCGCUUGGCUCUGUCAAUCACUGGCCCAAACAAGAUGGCAGGCUGCAGGAGCUGGCUCUUCUUUUUAACAGUUUGUGCUGUCAGCUUGCUCGGGGCCAAAGCAGAGAUCAAAUUGAACAUUCCUGUGGGGAGGUUUUUUUCAUACGAGCUGCUGAGAGAGACUUUCCAGAACGACUUUGAACCGUUGUCAAAACUUUACUCUGGACGCUUGUAUGAUGACCCCAUGAUUUUUAAGUGCAACCUGCAGAGUUUCCCAGACCUCCCUGAGUGGCUCCGCUUCACCCAGAGGCAUCCCUUUGAUAAUGGCUUCCUGUACGGCACGCCAAUGUCCCCAGGGAAAAGUAUAAUUGAGGUCUACGCCAUCAACAAACGGAGCUAUGAAACAACCAGACAGUUAUUUGUCAUCAAAGCAGUUGCAGAAAAGAUCCUUCCCUAUCAGGCUGAGGUCUUCAUCAAGCUGAGGGAGAUUGAGAAGGUGCUGCCCUCUAGUGUCCAGGGGGAGAUAAAGCAGGAUCUACAGAAGCUGUGGGAUACUGAGGCCUUGGAGAUUGUCAACAUUACAAACGCCCUGGACCGUGGCGGCAGAGUCCCUCUCCCUCUGGCCGGACACUUUGAAGGUGUGUAUGUUAAAGUAGGGUCGGAGCAGUACUUCUCAGACUGUCUACUGAAGACGCUCACAGCCGAGCAUGAGAGACAGUGCACAGCAGGAGCCAAAGUCAAAAUCCCUGGAGGAUGUAACUUCUGCAGCAUCCCCAGUAACUGUAUCAGCUGGUGCAAGACCGAGCUGUUUGACCUGUCAAAACAGGAGCCAGCUCCACCUGCUCCCACCAUGGGCUCAGGGAUCCUGGAGGGCGCAGGCGACUUCAACCCUCCUGAGUCCCCCCCGAGCAUAGACUACUUCCCAGACUACAUAGUGACAGUGAUCGUGCCCCUGAUCCUCGCCCUGGUCCUUUUCAUCAUAUUGGCCUACGUCAUGUUUUGCAGACGAGAGGGAGUUGCAAAGAGGAAUGCAAGAACAAACCAGAUCCAGCUCUACCACCACCACACUAUCCAUGGGAACACCGACGAGCUCAGGAAUAUGGCUGGACGCCGCAGCGUUCCUCCACCUCUAUCCACUCUGCCCAUGUUUAACUACCGGACCGGGGAGGAGGCUCCACCUCUGCAGUCUGACAGCCCCAACAUCCCCCUCAUCAUGGCCCAGCAUGAUCCUUACAGUGAUACCCUCCCCAGGAAGUGAGAAGCACAAAAGAUAAAGUAUUAUUCAAGAAAUUGUUUGGUAUCAAAGCCCCACUCAGACAUGAAUCCAUACAUUUUAUUCACUCCGCUUCCUGUGACGCAGUGUUGAUUGUAAUAGUUUCGGUCCAGUUUUACUCAAUGAAAAGUCCUUCAAUUUUAGUCAAAACACUUACUUUCUUUUAACAAAUUUAAUCAUACAGAUUGUACCAUUAAUACAACUAUGGACUAUAAUCUAUCAAACCUUUAAUAAUUGCAAAAACACUGAUGAAAAUACUGAUAUAUCCCUUGUAUGAAAAGUUGAGAAAUAACAUGGAUUUUAAAUCUAGACUAACAUUGAAGUCUCGUUUUGCUUUCUGUGACAAAAAAAUACUCUUACAUUUUUUUUGCCAGUCUUAGUCUUGUCUUACCUUGCUAACAAGUUGGAACAUGACCUGGAUGUAGCC
This is a messenger RNA of Cheilinus undulatus (humphead wrasse), 1680 nucleotides long. RefSeq names its product sarcoglycan, alpha (gene sgca). Gene Ontology annotation, cellular component: membrane; sarcoglycan complex. Lineage: Eukaryota; Metazoa; Chordata; Actinopteri; Labriformes; Labridae. The transcript has 11 exons. The coding region runs from base 36 to 1238 and encodes 400 amino acids. Gene Ontology annotation, molecular function: calcium ion binding. The record is from RefSeq and is a predicted model, not a curated record.